UCCCCUCGGAGCUCACGCUGGAGCUUGGAGUCUGCACACCAUGGACCUGCAGCUGCUGGAGCAUCGGGUGCGGGUGACCAGCAUUGACAAGUCCGGCCUCUGGUUCUACACUCACCCCAUCGUCAAGUUGUUGUUCCUGCGGCAUCGUACCAGAUGCAAAUUCUUCAGUUUGACAGAGACGCCGGAGGAUUACACCUUGAUGCUGGAUGAGGAAGGACUUGCAGAGUUACCACAGUCCAAUUUUCUACACGUGGCAGAGAAUACGUGGAGAGUCCUGAAUGUGCUGUCCAACGGGAUCCAGACUGGAGGUGUCACAAAGAUUGCCAAGUCUGUCAUUGCUCCUCUGGCAGAGCACAAUGUCUCUGUGCUGAUGCUUUCCACGUACCAGACUGAUUACAUUUUGGUGCGGGAGGAUGAUUUGGCUGUGGCUUUCCAAACUCUCUUGGGAGAACUUAAUAUUUACAAAGAAGAAAAUGGAGAGUUGGUCCGCAUGAGUCUCGGGGAAGCCACCAACGGCUUGAAAACCAGGAGCUUGUUCAAUUUGACAGUACAUCCUGUGCAAAGUCCUACGAACAAGUUUUGUAUUCUGACAUUGGAUCGGGACACGCUGCCCUCAAUUACUACCAUUCUGUUAGAUGUCCUGUUCUACUCCCAUAAGUCACAUGAAGAUUCUCCUUUACAGAACAGCGAAUCCUUUCCGUUUUUUGCCUUCUCCUUAAUAGACGGAUAUAUUUCUAUUGUUAUGGAUACAGAGACACAGAAGAAAUUCCCGACUGACUUACUUCUAACAAGUUCAUCCAGGGAGCUGUGGCGGAUGGUGAGAAUUGGAGGGCAGCCCCUGGGCUUUGAUGAGUGUGGAAUAGUGGCACAGAUAGCAGGGCCUUUGGCUACAGCAGAUAUAUCCGCUUAUUAUAUUAGCACCUUUAAUUUUGACCAUGCAUUGGUACCAGAAGAAGACAUUGACUGUGUGAUUAAAUUAUUACAUGAUCGGGAGGAAAAUAAAAGCUAGGGUAAAAUUUCUGUCUUGCUAUGGUAAUAAUCGACACGAGAAGUAAUGAUGGAGCUUCCGUGUGUGGUCCCCCUCUGAUCUUAGAGGAAUGAGAUCUCAAGCAAGAGUAUGGACAAUGAAGAGAACUUUUUGUGUCUGUUUGUAUCUCCAUGGUGCUACAGCGGUCUAUCCAGUGCCAAUGAGCUAAAUGAUACAUCGAUAUUUUGAAGAACUUUUAUAUUAUCUUAUUAUAUAUACGGAAAUGAUCAUAUAUAUUUCCGUGCUGUGUGUGCCUAAAUAGCACAUGUUGUUGGGUUAGUAAGCAGUGCUUUGUUUUGUGUAUGCAAUAAUCUGGUGUCUACAGUGGAACAGUUUUCCAUGGCAUCCAUUUGAUUUCGAUUUGUUGCGGCACCACCAGUAGAGCUUUGGUUUUAAGAGGACCUGUCACCGCUGCCAACAUGUCUUUUACUAAAUAAUUUUAUUUCCCAUGCAGUAACUAUUCUGGAGCAUCUUUUUCAUAUAACUCUGUUGUUGUGUUCUUCAAUUAUUGUUGUCCCAAUCGCUCUACUCCUCCCCCCAACUGGUAACACCCAGUUGCAGGUUUAUUUGUAAACUUCUAGUAGCAAUAACUAAGGAACGAAACAACAUGGAGUCAUAAGAAUAGAUGCUCCAGAAUUUAUAUUUCAUGGGGA
Messenger RNA from Bufo bufo (common toad), 1680 nucleotides. RefSeq names its product cytosolic arginine sensor for mTORC1 subunit 1 (gene CASTOR1). Gene Ontology annotation, biological process: negative regulation of TORC1 signaling; cellular response to L-arginine. The record is from RefSeq and is a predicted model, not a curated record. The transcript has 9 exons. Gene Ontology annotation, cellular component: cytosol. Lineage: Eukaryota; Metazoa; Chordata; Amphibia; Anura; Bufonidae. Gene Ontology annotation, molecular function: arginine binding. The coding region runs from base 41 to 1009 and encodes 322 amino acids.